Messenger RNA from Microcebus murinus (gray mouse lemur), 1167 nucleotides. NCBI's taxonomy places the organism in Eukaryota, Metazoa, Chordata, Mammalia, Primates, Cheirogaleidae. The record is from RefSeq and is a predicted model, not a curated record.
CGGCUGCUGAUUCCCAGGGCCGGGGCUCAGCUCUGCUUCCCUGCCUGCUGGGCGAGCUCUGGAAACCGGGAAGGGACCUGCUCUGGGGUCUGCUGCUCGGGAACCCCCUGCUAACGCGUGCCCCGCGGGCGGCCGCGAGAGGCCGUGGGACAGAGCGGGUCUGGGAAGGGGGCGCGCUCCUUCCUUCCGCCGCCUCCGCAUCUCGCUGCGUCCUCCCGCCCGCUCAGCCUCCCUGGCCACCCUGCCCAUUCCCGUGGCCUCCACAUCUAAGCCCCGAAACCCAGACCGCCAACCCGCUGCUCACCUUUACCUGGAUGUCCCAGGAUACCUCGGAGUCGUCAAGUCCGAAACAGAACUCACUCUUGUGGCCCGCCUUCCCCGCCCCAGGAAGGACCUUCCCCAAGAAGGGCCAGACGUGUGUGGUGCACUACACAGGAAUGCUCCAAAAUGGGAAGAAAUUCGAUUCAUCCAGAGACAGAAACAAACCUUUCAAGUUCCGAAUCGGCAAACAGGAAGUCAUCAAAGGUUUUGAAGAGGGCACAGCCCAGAUGAGCUUGGGGCAGAGGGCGAAGCUGACCUGCACCCCUGAUGUGGCAUAUGGAGCCACGGGCCACCCUGGCGUCAUCCCUCCCAAUGCCACCCUCAUCUUUGACGUGGAGCUGCUCAACUUAGAGUGAAGGCAGGAAGGAACUCGAGGUGGCUGGAGAUGGCUGCGGCUCACCCUCCUAGCCUGCCCCGCCACUGGGACGGCUCCUGAUUGGGGCUCUUGAUCAGUGUGCUGACCUCACCGCCCCACAGCAUUAUCCAUUCUCUCUGCCCAAGUUGCUCUGUAUGUGUUGGUCAUUGUUCAUGCACAUCCUUGCUCGAGGAAACGCAAACUUUGGUUGCAGAUCGAAACAUUUCAGGUUGUGCAUUUUGUGUGAUGCAUGUAGUAGCCAUUCCUGAUCACAGAACACAGAUUUCUUGUUCGCACAAUUGAUACUGCCUUACCUUCACUUAACCCAGACACACAAGGUGCUCAGAUAUGAAAUGUAUAUGGUGUACACAGAGGGACUUGAGCCAGUUACCUUGCUGUCACUUUCUCUCUUAUAAAUUCUGUUGGCUGCUCACUUAAACAAUGUCCUCUUUGGAAAUAAUAUGUAAAAUAAAAGUUCUGUGCUUGACAAA